CUAGGACGUAGGUUUUCACUCUGGCAGCACUCUUCAGCUAGGCCCGGUCGGGAAAGACUUGCUUCCCUGUGUGUGAGCUUCUGUGUUGGACCCAUCUUGAUAACCUCUCCAAACAUUCACAAUGGCGGAAGAGGCAAUAAAAUCCAAAAAGGAUGAGCCGAAGCGUGCUCAGCGCGCACCGUCUAACGUGUUCGCCAUGUUUCGUCAAGCACAAGUACAGGAGUUCAAGGAGGCCUUCACAAUGAUCGACCAGAACCGUGAUGGAAUCAUCGACAUUGAGGACCUCAAGGAUAUGUACUCCAACUUGGGUCGUAUCCCGCCCGAUGCCGAGUUGAACGAGAUGCUGAAGGAGGCUCCAGGACCCCUCAACUUCACCAUGUUCCUCAACCUCUUCGGAGAGAAGCUCAGCGGUACCGACCCCGAGGACACAAUCAGACAAGCCUUCUCCAUGUUCGAUGGUGAUGGAAAAGGAUACAUCCCCGAAGAGUACCUGAAAGAUUUGCUCUCAAACAUGGGUGACAACUUCACAGCUGAGGAGAUCAAACAGACAUGGAAAGAGGCCCCCUUGGAAAAGGGCAAGUUUGACUACGGCACCUUUGUAGGCAUCUUGAAGGGCAAAGAGGAUGAAGGCGAAUCUUAAAAAGCCUCCUAUUACACAUCUUAGUUUACCCCCCUCUUCUCAUGAUCCCAAAGUGCCCCUUAUGUCCAGUUCACCCAAAGUCCUGGUUUCGGUUAGUCAUAAUAUGAUACCAGUCGAAUGUUUCGGUUGAAAAUUAUGUUGCGUGUUUGAAGAAAUUAUUUUGGUGUUUCUACGCUGGUGAAUUUUGAUGAAAAGCAUUCUUUUCGUUCCCGACUUAGGUUCAAGAGAUGAGGGCACAAUCGUGAUAGCUAUUAACGUUUUUGGUGUUUUAGCAUUACCCAAAUUUCCUGUGGAAAUAUCCCAGGCCAAAGAGUGCAUACCAUUCCAUAUUCACGAAUACACCUCCCGAGCAUUCUUGCCUCGCCUACCCAGAGCAAUCUGGAUAUGGCACCCACACUCUCUGUUGCCGAGUACGACUCGACACUAAAGCUGUUCCAAAAAACAGAGGGUGUAUUUGGUUUGUGUCAAACAACACCAGUGCAUUCUGAGGUUGGCGGGUAUUUAAAUCUUGAAAAGAAUGCUAACGAAGGAGGGCAGAAUUGGAUCUUGUUGAUGAGAAGCUGACAACGAGGGACCAUAAAACUGCAACCAUCAAGUUUUUAUAUUAUAAAGAGAUAACAGACGCGGUUCUGCAAGGAUAAUAAUACAAACAUCUCACUACUGUACCACGGGACCUACCAUCAACUUUAGCAGACCGCUAUCUCAACGUCAGCUUCUAAACAGACCUUUUCUGUCGCUUUCGACACUUUGCGAGGUGCUUUAUAAUCUGUUGGCCUGGGAUGUUUUUCAAAUGAAUAUGUUCAAUUUACGAACCAACAUUCGCGCAAAAAUAUGGAAUUCUUAAACAGUCAAGAACAUAAUUCAUAAGUUACUGUAAAGCACCCAUUACGAAGUCUCUCUAUAAAAUAACCCAAUUCCCCUUUGUUUUGUGUCGUUUUCAAACGUUUCUUUUCUGUUCCUAUGGCUUACCGUGUCAAGUAUGAAUGAGCUCUAGGAAUGGGGAGGUGUGAUUUGUAGAAGCUUAUAGACUUGUGACAUCCUAGUCAAUUCUUUCCUUUCUCUGUUGGUAUUUUUUUGUUUACAUUUUUUUAAACUUUGUUUUUGACAGACGCCUCGUUUCAUUCUCGGGACUGAAGCAGGCGUCUUAAACGUUCAUCUCGAUGCUGUGUAAAAAGAAAGAAAUAUUUUUUUUGUAUUAUACAGUAUGUACAAGUCUGACCUGUCAUGUUCUCUUCAUUGAUUAACUUUGUAAUAUUUAUAUAUGGAGACAAAUCAUUCAUGAAACUGUAUUGCUCCAUGUUACAUUUGCAAGAAAUUCAAAGUGUCCGGGCGGCGUGUGAGAUAGGCUGGCAACCAUGAUAGUGGCCGUGUGCACGUCUACGGGGCCUCCCCACACCAUCUCGGGGGUCCUUUAUGCAUGGUUAAACCAUGUGGAGUGUUCCUGCGUCCUAUUUAUUUUGAUAAAAACCUCUGUGCACAGA
Messenger RNA from Aplysia californica (California sea hare), 2121 nucleotides. Its product is annotated as myosin regulatory light chain (N-terminus). The record is from RefSeq and is a predicted model, not a curated record. The coding region runs from base 122 to 640 and encodes 172 amino acids. Lineage: Eukaryota; Metazoa; Mollusca; Gastropoda; Aplysiida; Aplysiidae. Gene Ontology annotation, cellular component: myosin II complex; cytoplasm. Gene Ontology annotation, molecular function: calcium ion binding; myosin heavy chain binding. The transcript has 8 exons.